Papaver somniferum (opium poppy) is the source of this 405-nucleotide messenger RNA. RefSeq names its product dachshund homolog 1-like. The coding region runs from base 1 to 405 and encodes 134 amino acids. The transcript has 2 exons. NCBI's taxonomy places the organism in Eukaryota, Viridiplantae, Streptophyta, Magnoliopsida, Ranunculales, Papaveraceae. The record is from RefSeq and is a predicted model, not a curated record.
AUGAAGCUUGUAUUAAAUGGGGGAAAUGUAACUGGAGGUCGUGGUGGUGGUGUAACUGGAGGUCUUGGAGGCGGUGAAACUGGAGAUCGUGUUGGUGAAACUGGAGAUCGUGGUGGUGGUGGUGGUAUUUGUGUUUGGGGAAGAGGAAGAGGAAGAGGAACACCAACAGCAGCACCCAUAUCUUCGACUCCUUCUCCUCCUUCAAUUUCUGAAGUUUCUGGAGGUCAUGGCGGUGGUGGUGUUUGGGGUAGAGGUACAACACCAGCAGCACCCGUUUAUUCGACUCCUCCUCCUUCAAUUUCUGAAGUAGGUUCAUCUUCUGGAUCACCAAACGUAGAUUUACUUGCUCAAGAAGUGCAGAAAACUCUUAACUGUACAACAAGAACCAGCAGUUUCUCUUGUUAG